This is a messenger RNA of Lodderomyces jiufengensis, 825 nucleotides long. RefSeq lists its product as uncharacterized. Lineage: Eukaryota; Fungi; Ascomycota; Pichiomycetes; Serinales; Debaryomycetaceae. The transcript has a single exon. Gene Ontology annotation, molecular function: nucleic acid binding. The record is from RefSeq and is a predicted model, not a curated record. Bases 1 to 825 code for a protein of 274 amino acids.
AUGAGUUCAGUAAAUGUUACAUUUGUAAAACCAACAAUUUCAGUUAAACAAUUGACUGAAUUUUUUUCAUUUUGUGGGAAAGUUGAAAAUGUAAAUGAAAUUCCAUCAGAUGAUCCAAAAUUUAAAGCUUAUGAAAUUAAUUUUAGUUCACCAAAAGCAGUAUCAACUGCAUUAUUAUUAAAUGAUGCUGAAAUUGAUAAUAGUUUUAUUAGAGUUACUGAAGUUGAAUCUUUAACUGAUCAAGGUCAAGGUGUUGGAUUAUCUGCUAAACAAGAUGGACCUGGUGAAAAUUUUGAUGCUUUAUCUUCAUCAAAAGGUUCAACAACAACUACAACUAAAGAUGCAGUUCAUACUGGUGAUAAAACUUAUGAUGAUGUUGAUCAAGAAGAAAAACCAAAAUAUGCAAUUUUAGCUCAAUUAUUAGCAGAAGGUUAUGUAGUAUCAGAUCAAAUAAUUGAUAAAGGUAUAGAAUUUGAUAAAAAAAAUGGUUAUAGUCAAAAAUUUCAAAAUUUUUUGGAGAAUUUAGAUAAAAAAUAUAUUCAUUCAAAAGAUCCAAAUUCAACAGUAAAUCAACAUUUAACUAAUGCUCAAGAUACUUUUGAAAAAUCUGGAUUAUAUAAAUAUUUUGAAGAUGCUGCUAAUUCAAGUUUAGGUUUAAAAAUUCAUCAAUAUUAUAAAUCAUUUGCAAAAGAUGCUAAAGAUGUUCAUGAAGAAGCUGUUAGAUUAGCUAAAAUUAAAAAAGCUGAAAUUGAAAAGGAAGAAGGUACUGGUGCUUCAACUACUGGCUCAACUACUUCAACUACUACUCCAACUGUUAAAGCUUAA